Myotis daubentonii (Daubenton's bat) is the source of this 4015-nucleotide messenger RNA. It is a transcript of the gene IL1R1, whose product is annotated as interleukin 1 receptor type 1. Lineage: Eukaryota; Metazoa; Chordata; Mammalia; Chiroptera; Vespertilionidae. Gene Ontology annotation, molecular function: interleukin-1, type I, activating receptor activity; interleukin-1 binding. The record is from RefSeq and is a predicted model, not a curated record. Gene Ontology annotation, biological process: interleukin-1-mediated signaling pathway; regulation of inflammatory response.
GAUCGUGCCCCGGAGGAGGGCGCCGCCGACGUGCGGGAAUGUGACUGCCCUGCGCCGCCCCGAGCGCCCUCGCUCGGCUCCCGGGGAGCCCGGCGGGCGGGCCGCCACCCGCAGGUCCCGCGGGGCCGCCCAGGAGAACAUGAAAGUGUUACUCAGGCUUGUUUGUUUCAUAGCUCUACUGAUUUCUUCUCUGGAAGCUGGUAAAUGUGAGGAACGUAAAGGACCAAUAAUUUUAGUUUCUUCUGCUUAUGAAAUUGCUGUUCGUCCAUGUCCUCUUAACCCAAAUGAAAACAAAGGCACUAUAAAUUGGUAUAAAAAUGACAGCAACACAUCUAUACCUAUGGAAAGAGGCUCCCGGAUCCAUCAGUACAAAGAUAGGCUUUGGUUUGUCCCAGCUAAGGUCGAGGAUUCAGGAAAUUACUAUUGCACAGUGAGAAAUUCAACUUACUGCCUCAAGAUUGAAGUAACUGCAAAGUUUGUACAACAUGAACCUGACUUGUGUUACAGUGCACAAGCUAUAUUCGAACAGAAACUAAUUAUUGCAGGAAAUGGACAACUUGUGUGUCCUUAUUUGGAUUAUUUUAAGGAUGAAAACAAUGAGUUACCCAAGAUAGAGUGGGAUAAGGACUGCAAACCUCUACUUCUUGACGAUGCAAACUUCAUUGGAGAAUCAAAUAAACUCAUCAUCAUGAAUGUGACCGAAGCGCAUAAAGGGAACUACACUUGCCGUGCAUCCUACACGCUCCUGGGAAAGCAGUAUCACAUCAGCCGGGUGAUCAAGCUUUUAACUCUUGAGGAGAAGAGGCCCCAGAGCCCUGAGAUUGUGAGUCCGGUGAACAAGACGAUGGAAGUGGUCCCGGGAUCCCAGCUGCAGUUGGUAUGCAACGUCACUGGCCCUGUAACUAACUUUGUCUACUGGAAGUGGAACGGGUCGCUGAUUGAUGAUGACGACCCGGUGCUGGCGGAAGACUACAUACAAGUGGAAAAUCCUGCAUCCAAAAACAGGAACACGGUCAUCCUAAUACUCAAUAUUUCAGAAGUGAAAAGUAAAUUUUAUCUGUAUCCAUUUACCUGUGUAGCCAGGAAUAAAUAUGGAAUAAAUGCAGCAUAUAUCCAAUUAAUACACCCAGUCCCCAGUUUCCAGAAGCACCUGAUUGGUAUAUUCGUCAUGUUAACAGUAGUGAUUACCAGCUCUGUUUUCAUCUAUAAAAUCUUCAAGGUUGACAUUGUGCUUUGGUACAGGGAUUCUUGCUAUGAUUUUCUCCCGAAAAAAGAUUCAGACGGAAAGACCUAUGAUGCAUACAUACUGUAUCCAAAGACCCCUGGGGAAGGGUCCACCUCUAAUUCAGAUAUUUUUGUGUUUAAAAUCUUACCUGAGGUCUUAGAAAAACAGUGUGGAUACAAGCUGUUCAUUUAUGGAAGGGAUGACUACGCUGGGGAAGACAUUGUUGAGGUCACAAAUGAAAACAUAAAGAAGAGCAGAAGGCUGAUUAUUAUUUUGGUCCGGGAAACGUCGGGAUUCAGCUGGCUGGGGAGUUCGUCUGAAGAGCACAUCGUGCUGUACAACGCCCUCGUUCAGGAUGGGGUCAAAGUCGUCCUGCUGGAGCUGGAGAAGAUCCAGGACUAUGAGAAAAUGCCCGAGUCCAUCCAGUUCCUCAGGCGGAAGCAGGGGGCCAUCCGCUGGUCAGGGGACUGGACGGCGGAGAGGUCACAGUCUGCAAAGACAAGGUUCUGGAAGAAGGUCCGCUACCACAUGCCUGCUCAGCACCCCAAGGCCCGACUCCAGGGCGAGACUGCGAGGGGAGGGCCCCGUGCCUCUCGGGGAGCGGGUGAUGCCGUCCUGUGGCGCUGGGGUGGGCUGGCCUCGCUGGUGUACAGGUGCAGAGUGCACUUGCAUGACCCUUCCUUCACCCAGGCCACCUGGAGUCGGAUGGGUAAGGGCAGGACGGAGACAAUGGCAGCAGCAGCCGGGGCAACUCAAAGCAGAGGGGCGGAAAGGCCUUCCAAAGGCCGCCGCUGUCCUCUGGGCGUGUGAGCUGCCGAAAAGGCCCGGGAGAGCCAACAGCUGGAAAGAACAUUCAGGAAAUGCAUUUGUGGAGUCACUCGCAGUUCCAGGGGCUGUGCCCCGACGGGACUGCAAGGCCCCUUGAGCGGCCGGGGCGUGGGAAGACAUUGGAGAACUGGCCACUGGCCUUGCAUUUUUCACACACAUCUGCAGCCAGCAGCCGUUUCCAAAGACUGAAUUUCAUUGUUUAGACCUUUAAAACUGCCAUUUCAACAAAAAAAGAGAUUCUCCAGGAGUUCAAGGUUUUAAAAUAACCUUAGCUUUCCACUGGGGAGAGGUCAAAAGCAAGAGUAGCAGAGAAGGGAUCCCCUCCUGCUGCCCCCGGGAUGGCCACGCUGUCCCACCUUGUUCUUCUGCAUUUCACUUGGCUCUUUACUUUGGAAGGACAACUUCCAAGUCACUUCCUCCUCCACUGGGUCACGCACACCACCCACAGAUGAACCACCUUCCUGACCACCGCUCUCCUCUCAGCCGCAGCGCCGGCGCUCCUGGCUCAGGAGCAAAGCCGGGCUACCGUUAGCAUUCCACUGCGGGGCUGUGCUGCCCACUGGGGGCUCCGGGCUGGUUUGCGCGGUGCUCCCUGCAGAGUGCCCACCGACCGCCUGGUCACUGUUUGCAGACGCCUGGACUUUAUAAAGCCGGCAGCUGCCGAAGGCAGCCACUCAGCGCGGGGCUGGCCGGGCUGCUUCCAGGGCGGCGGCCGAGGGUGUGACCUCGGCCACACCUGCCCUGCCCCCUGCCUUUUGUGGGAAGAAAUGGUAGUUUCCAGGAUGGUACACAGCUCAUUCUUGUAAAUGUUGGAAUUCACAAAAGUCACGGUAGAUUUUUACGGAAAAGUUUCUGCCUCCAUAUGUCCUUCCCCUAAAGUAACUGCAUGUUGGUAAGUAAAAACGAGAGACGUUGUGUUUGCGUUUUUCUGGUGUAGAAGAGCACGUUAACACUUGAUAGUUGUCCCAGCACAGUUCAGAGGAACGCGGACACUGCACAGCCACCGCCGUGAGCCCCCUCCUGAGGUCACAGGGACAUGGUAGGUCACAUGGACACGGCAGACCUUUUGUUUUUGUGUUUUUAAUAUUUAAUAUCAUAAGUGAACACAGACUUUCCUUUGGUAUUUUUUCCCUCAAAAGUAAUCAGAACUGGACAGAAGUGGAUUCGCUGCCGCCUCCUCCCACCUAUUUCUCUUGGAUUCAGUCUGGCACUUGUGGGCACAGCGUGGCUUUGGAGCUGCUGUUUUUAAAGAAAGCGCUUUCUUUUCACCUGGGAGACCCGGCCAGCAGUUUGGGGGUGCCAGGGAGGACUGUCCUCUCCCCAAAGGCCGAGCAGCUGCUGCACAUCGUGCUGAGAGGUUCAGUCGGUCAGCUGUAGAAAUUCGCGCACGUGAGUCCCAGGAAGGCCGCUCUGACCCUGAGAACUAGCCAGGAACGGGGUGAGGGCAGACAGCCAGGAAUGGCCAGCGGCUGGCACCUGGGGCUAGGGGCAAGAAUCCCGGCCACGCCCGGAGGAGGGCGGAGGGCCCCAGAGGAAGGCGUACCCCGAGUUCCCUGGAAACUAUUUCCCCAAACACCUCUUUUAAGCUUGUCCUUUCAGGGCUCCUCGGCAAUUGGAUUUCACUGCGUUUCUGAUGAUACAGUUUUCCAGCCUGAAUGCUUACGACGGGUUUGCACGUGCACUAAAGUGUUGCAUUUCAAGCUGCUGCCACUGGCUUAGCUGGGUUUCUGUUCCAUUCUCCCGACUCUCUUAUUUGCAGUUGCAGGUACAGAGCCGGCGUGAAAGGGCACUUGUGAUAAUUAUAUCCGUAACGGUCAAUGAUGAGGAGCUUUUUACAGACUCGUGUGUAUAAGUCAGCAGCAGAUACCACAUAUUUUUGUAGUAAAAACACCAAUUCAUGUACAGCAUGUAUCAUUGAUUAGUGGGCUGUACUUGUUUUCUAAUAAAAUUGUCAAAACCUGG